AUGGAUGCAGACUCAAGUCGCUCUACCGACACUAGCAAGAGUGCUGAUCUAACAGAUCACACUCUUACAAACUCUCAAGCUUCGGCCAAAAUAGAACAGACUUCUACCUCUGAUAGUACCAGUCACGGGAGUACUGAAGAACAGUCAAUCCCCGUCAAUCUUUCACCAUCCUCAGUCGCACCUCCUAAAAUCAAAAAGCGUAUCGCUCCAACUCUGAUUUCAAGCCCUCCAAAUCAAGAAAUUCCCACUCACAAGAGCCCAUCAAUCUCAUUCACCUCUUCAGCACCCGCCAGCCCGUAUGAUCCCCAAUCACGAGCCCGCCUAUUGGAACUACGAAACGCAUGGAACGAACGACGAAUGGAAGAGGCCAUACCGCCGAGCACAAAUCAACCAUCCCCUUCGAACCUAGCAAAACAAUUCCAACGCAUCGAUCUUCAAAAUAAGAGGAAAGAUCCCAAUGCGCCUCGACGAGGAAUGUCCGCUUACAUGUUCUUCGCCAACGAUCAUCGUGAUAGAGUUCGCCAGGAGGAUCCACAGCUCUCAUUUGGACAACUUGGCAUCAUGUUGGGUGAGAAAUGGAAGGCGUCGAGUAUGGGGGAACGUAGAGUGUAUGAGGAGAUGGAGGCACGGGACUUGAGGAGAUAUGAAGAGGAAGUUGCUACAUAUCGUGGUUGA
Messenger RNA from Botrytis byssoidea, 675 nucleotides. RefSeq lists its product as uncharacterized. NCBI's taxonomy places the organism in Eukaryota, Fungi, Ascomycota, Leotiomycetes, Helotiales, Sclerotiniaceae. The transcript has a single exon. The record is from RefSeq and is a predicted model, not a curated record. Bases 1 to 675 code for a protein of 224 amino acids.